Drosophila eugracilis is the source of this 745-nucleotide messenger RNA. Its product is annotated as dynein light chain Tctex-type protein 2B. Gene Ontology annotation, cellular component: cytoplasm; cytoplasmic dynein complex. The record is from RefSeq and is a predicted model, not a curated record. Gene Ontology annotation, biological process: microtubule-based movement. The transcript has 3 exons. The coding region runs from base 78 to 590 and encodes 170 amino acids. Gene Ontology annotation, molecular function: dynein intermediate chain binding. NCBI's taxonomy places the organism in Eukaryota, Metazoa, Arthropoda, Insecta, Diptera, Drosophilidae.
UCAAAUAACAAACCGCGAUUUCUUGUCGUAUUCCUUAAGUGCAAAUUAAAAGAAAUUUAGGGUGAAUUUAAAAUACAAUGGCUGACAAACAAUCCACUGGUGAAGCAACCAAGUCCGUCCAAACAUCAGCAGUUCCCAAUUUGGCGGAUAAACUGCAGAAAAAGUCCACACCAGGAACUCUUAGCACGGGUUCAGCUGAUGGCGCGGAAAAUUCGGAAAAGCCGGCUGCCCAGCCUACCGCCUACAGCAUGCGACCAGCGUUUGGAGAGAUGUUUCCCUUGCCCACCAUCAAAAACAUAAUGAAUAACGUGAUGGCCGAGAAAUUAAAGGACAAAACCUACGACAAGGACGUUGCCAGGACGUGGACAAGUGAGAUUGCCGAUGAAGUGAACCAGCAGAUAGCCAGCAGCUCUCGGGUGAAACGAUACAAGCACGUAGUCCAGGUGAUGCUCGGCCAGGAACUGGGUGCAGGUGCCACCUAUAAUUCCCGUUGUUGCUGGGACUGCGACUGCGACACUUCCGUAUCCGAGGUCUUCAGUAACACCAGCCUGUUUUGCGUGUGCACCGUGUUCGGCACCUACCAGUACUAGAAGUGGAUAACUCAGGGAACUGAUUAGGCUAAGGAACACCUCACUAUAUUUAUUUUCAAAGGGUAGGCACCGGGAAACAAAGGGUUCAUCACUUUCGAUACUUGACCUUCGUCGAGCUUCAUUGGAUGCGCACAUUCAGCGGAUUCAGUAUACGG